Lucilia cuprina (Australian sheep blowfly) is the source of this 2946-nucleotide messenger RNA. RefSeq names its product glutactin. The transcript is spliced from 4 exons. Bases 796 to 2802 code for a protein of 668 amino acids. NCBI's taxonomy places the organism in Eukaryota, Metazoa, Arthropoda, Insecta, Diptera, Calliphoridae. The record is from RefSeq and is a predicted model, not a curated record.
UCCAAAUUUAUAAAAAUAACAUUUAAAUGUUUAAUUUAUAAUUUGUUGUUUUCAAGUGGAAAUGAAUCCUAUUUAUAUGUAUUUAUUUUGAUAAAAAAAUAAUCAUCUUAAAGGAAUCUGCAAUAAAAUUUAAAUACAUAUACAAAAACUAGUGUUUGAGUUGUAACAUGAAUUAUAUUUUCUGAUUUUUAAUUAUUCGCUUUUAAAUUUUGAUCUUCCCGAUUCUUUAUCUCAAGUCGAAAUCUCAAAACGAAUGGCAACCUUAGGUAUUCUGAAUUUCGUUUGAAACGAGAUGAAAUUGCUUAAUUAAGUUCUUACUAUUCCGCAAUUUCGAACGAUUCAGUUAUGUCGAUGCUACGACACAACUUUGUAUCAAAUUAUUGGAAUAAAAAAUAUCUGUAUAAAACCCAAUUUUUUUUUUUGGGACCACCCUAAUGAAGAUGUUUUAUUUUGUAACACUUUUUGGUAAAGAAUUAGAAUUGCUAAUAUGUUCUUGCAAAAAAUUUAUUAUUGGCUUUUGUUGUUUCAACUUUAUAUUAUUGAUAUUUAAUUGCCCUUAAGCAUAAAGCAGAAUCAUAAUUUUGUAAGAUUGACCCAAUUUUCAUAACAACAUGCUUAACAAAAACCGUAGGCGAUCAGUUAACAAAAACAUAAAUUAACUUUUUUUCCUCUCUUUUUUUCUUUCGGCAAGAUUUAUGUAAAAUAUCUAUUCUUGAAUUCUUUACGCAAAAAGGUUUCUUGGAAGGCAUAAUUUUUGUUAAGAAUUAGUUUGAAUUUAGUCUUUCAACAUAUAAGAUGUUGAAAUUAAGGGUUUUAUGUUUAGUUCUUUUGAUCCUGGUGAUCUCUAGUUUGUGCGCAGAAGCUCAACAACAGCAAAAUAAACGGAAGCGGGGUUCUCAAAAGGUUCAACAACAACAACAAAAUUUAAAUAGGCCACAAAACAAUAAACAAAAGGGGAAUAAGAUUAAUAAAGUUCCCAUCAAAAACAAUAAGAAUAGACAAGAGAAGCCUUUAAAGAAAGUCAAAGAUGAUGUUACACAAUUAAUACCCGGACUGGGUUCGGUGAAGGGACGUACUUUCAAGUCAGAGUGGAGUGGUAAAACUAUUUUCCAAUUUUUGGACAUUCCCUAUGCCAAAGCUCCAUCUGGUUCUUUGAGAUUUAAGGCACCUGUGCCCGUCACUCCCUGGUCCAAUGUGUUAAGUGCAGAUAAACCCCAUCACGGCUGUCCUUCUCUGCAGGAUUUGGUCAGCUACGAAGCACUAAAAGCGAAAAAAAUCAAUGUGGAAGACUGUUUAAGAUUGACCGUAAAUACAAAGUCAGUUACUGGCAAUUCCCCUGUUAUGGUUUAUGUCCAUGGAGAUUUCUUAUAUGAUGGUAGUAGCUUAGAAGCUGCCCCAGGAUAUCUUUUAGAAGAAGAUGUCGUUUUGGUUUCUGUGCGAUAUCGUCUGGGUCCUUUCGGAUUUUUGUCCACAAUGACAGACGAUAUACCUGGAAACGCUGGAGUUAAGGAUGUUGUGUUAGCAUUGCAAUGGAUACAGGAUCAUAUUUCAGCAUUCGGAGGUGAUCCCACGCGUGUCACUUUGUUUGGUCAAGUUGCUGGUGCAGCUCUCAUCAAUGUGCUUACCAUGAGUCCAGCCGUUCCAGAAGGUCUUUUCCACCGUGUAAUCUAUCAUUCGGCUUCCGCUUUAUCUCCUGCAUUCAUUACUGACAAUCCUUUGCCAUCAGCUAAGGAUAUUGGUAAAAUAGCUGGUUGCAAGACUGUAAACAAAGUCGAUUCUCUUAACAAAUGUUUGCGUAAGCUAAACGCUACUGAAUUGUUAGAAGCCUUCAAUGUACACAGUACUUCCAAGUUAAGUCAAGGAGUAGGUGCGUCUGGUGCUGUACAAUUUGUUGUCGGUGGUCCUUCGGGGAUAUUGCCUCAAUACCCUGCUAAAAUACUAACAUCUGGAAAUUUCAAAGCCUACCCCACUAUGGGCGGUAGUGUUAAGAAUGGUGGCACUUUUAUAUUAAGAGAUAUUUAUACGGAUAUCUUUAACGAAACUAUUAUCGAUGACACCAUGAACGGCAUAGACUACAUAAAUCUUAUUAUAUCACAAACCAAUGGUGCUGAUCCCACUGAGGCUUGGAAGAAGUUUGCCGAGGAAGAAGUAUUCACUCCCGAAAUAAUUAAAAAUGGUACAUUCCAUGCCAUGACUCCAGGUUUAAUUGAUUUGUGUAGUACUAUUGCUUUUAAAAAUCCAGUUUUGUUGGCCCUACAAGGCAACGCCCAAAAAUUGCCCAAUAGUACAUAUUUAUACUCAUUUGACUAUGAAGGCGAGUUAAACCGUUACACAACAUCUGAUAAUGCUGAUUAUGAUAUCAAUGAGAUGCCGUUCGAUUUGGGUGUUUCUCUAACUGACGACAAUCUCUAUUUGUUCCCUUGGCCAAGAUUUCUCUUACUCAACUCAAAUCGUGACAUUAAGAUUGCUAAGCGCAUGGUCUCAUUUUGGACUUCGUUUGCUGCCACUGGUAAGCCAUCCGCUCCCAAUGUUCCAAAAUGGCCUGCAAUGAACGAUGAGACGGGUCCAUAUAUGAAAAUUGGAAAAACCGUUUCGAUUGGUGAAAAUUAUAUCGAUGAAUUUACUGCUGCUGUGAAAGAAAACGCCGAUGGUUAUAAUCUCGUCAACGAAGAAUUCUUUGACAGUUUAGUCGAUAUUACUGAAAAUAAUGAAGGCGAUCAAAAUGCUGAUCAAACGGAGACAGACAAUGAAGAGGGUCGUGGCAAUAUUGUCUUAAUAGCCAAAAGGACAAAAAAAAUUUAACUGCCGUAAUGAUGACUAGGAUUAUAAAAUAAAUUAUAUAGUUAUUAAGCACAUGCCAUUUAUUGUAUGUAACUAUUUAAUGAUUGUGUAUAACUUAUGUGUAACUACAUGUAUUUUAAAGAAAAUAAAAUUUGAAAUGUAUCA